Molecule: messenger RNA, 7229 nt
Organism: Salvelinus fontinalis (brook trout)
Lineage: Eukaryota; Metazoa; Chordata; Actinopteri; Salmoniformes; Salmonidae
Gene: efr3a
Product: EFR3 homolog A (S. cerevisiae)
Exons: 24
Coding region: 419-2884 (821 amino acids)
Biological process (GO): protein localization to plasma membrane
Cellular component (GO): plasma membrane
Source: RefSeq, a predicted model, not a curated record
UUGAUAUAGUUUAGGAGCGAAGAGGUGACAUAUCGCUUGAAGAGCAACUCCUACUUCCGUGUUGUCCCUCAAUGUAAAGCAGUCCUAUUACAGGAAGCUGUAGCCUAAUCUGUAGGGGUUAAUCCGCGCAGUUUACAGGUAUUUAACCAUCAAAGUCUUCGAAUGUUACAUUGUAUCGUUGAGCAACAUACGUUAGAAUCUAUAUCAAUGUUCGUGACAUUAGAAUCCACCGAGUAAUUUUUUUUUUUUUUUUUUAAAUACAUACAUAGUGUGCCCUUGAUCGACCCUCUUUCAAUGUAAUUUGAUGAAGUGAAGGAGCAGCGAUUUCGGAGAAUACGGACGAUAUAAGCUACAUGUAGCAAAACAGAAGAUUCAAUCGCUGCCCACGUCAGAGGAACUGCGGUACAUUAGCGGAAGAAUGCCAGCGGGUGUGUGUGGCUGCUGUGGACCCCUGAGGCCCAGGUACAAACGCCUGGUUGAUAACAUCUUCCCAGAGGACCCCAAAGAUGGCCUGUCCAAGUCAGACAUGGAGAAACUCACCUUCUAUGCGGUUUCAGCCCCGGAGAAGUUGGACAGGAUUGGGGCCUACCUGGCGGAGCGACUGAGCCGAGAUGUGGUCCGCCACCGCUACGGGUACGUGGUCAUCGCCAUGGAGGCUCUGGACCAGCUCCUGAUGGCCUGUCACUCCCAGAGCAUCAAGCCCUUUGUGGAGAGCUUCCUCCACAUGGUGGCCAAGCUGCUGGAGUCCCGGGAGCCAGACCUGCAGGUCUUGGGGACCAACUCGUUUGUCAAGUUUGCCAACAUCGAGGAGGACACACCAUCCUACCACCGGCGCUACGACUUCUUUGUCUCCCAGUUCAGCGCCAUGUGCCACUCAACCCACGAAGACCCUGAGACCAGAACCAGGAUCCGUGUGGCCGGUAUCAAAGGGCUGCAGGGCGUGGUGAGGAAGACGGUGAACGAUGAGCUUCAGGCCAUCAUCUGGGAGCCCCAGCACAUGGACAAACUCAUCCCCUCCAUGCUGUUCAACAUGCAGGAUGCCGAGGACCUAGACAGGGUGGGCCCACCCGGCACGCCUUCGGAGACAGGGCAGGAUGGUGAGGAAAACCCUGCGUCCCUGGCCGAGAGCUGCUUCAGAGAGCUGCUGGGAAGAGCCGCCUACGGCAACAUGAACAACGCCGUCCGCCCCGUACUAGUGCAUCUAGACAACCACCGGCUAUGGGAACCCAACGAGUUUGCAGUUUCCUGUUUCCGGAUCAUUAUGUACUCUAUACAGGCCCAACACUCCCACCACGUCAUCCAGCAGGUCCUGGGCCACCUGGACACGCACAACAAGAACACACCCCGCAUGAGGGCCGGCAUCGUGCAGGUCCUUCUCGAGACGGUUGCCAUAGCAGCCAAAGGCUCCGUUGGCCCUACGGUACUGGAGGUGUUCAACACCCUGCUCAAGCACCUGCGGAUGAGUGUGGACUUUGAGCUGGGUGAGAACUCCAGACGGAACUCCGGCGCCAGCGUGUCCUCGUCCGGACGGGUCAAGGAGAGCGAGGAGCGCAUCGUCCAGAACGCCAUCAUCCAGACAAUCGGGUUCUUUGGUGGCAACCUGCCAGACUACCAGCGUGCGGAGGUGAUGAUGUUCAUCAUGGGCAAGGUGCCCGUGUAUGGCACCCCCUGCCACACCCUGGACACUGUGAAGAUUGGGCACCAGGGCACCAAGCGUAUUCAGGCCAUGCUGCUGAGCUCGCUCAUCAUGGUGACCUCUGGUUUCAAGUCCAAGACCAUGGUGGCAGCGCUGCCCGCACCCUUCCUGGACCCACUCUUCUCCAUUUCACUCAUGGAGGACUGCGAGCUUCGCCAGUUGGUCCUUGAGAUCCUGCUUAACAUCAUCGAUCGCCACGACAACCGCGCCAAGCUGCGGGGCAUCAGGAUCAUUCCUAAUGUGGCGGCCUUGAAGAUAAAGAGGGAGAAGAUAUCGAAACAAGACGUUGGGUUCAUGAAAAAGCAUGGGCAGCAGCUGUACCGUCACAUCUACCUGGGCUGUAAGGAGGAGGACAACGGUCACAAGAGCUUUGAGCUGCUCUUCACUACCCUGGCCGUGCUCACCAUUGAACUGGCCAAUGAGGAGGUGGUGGUGGACCUCAUCAGGCUGGCUCUUGCCCUGCAGGAUAUGUCCUUGGCUAAUGAGGAGAACAUGCCCAUGGUCAUCCGUUGUGGCAUCAUGGCACUGGUGGCGGCCUACCUGAACUUUCUUAGUCAGAUGAUCGCCAACCCAGCCUUCUGUCAACACGUCAACAAGGUGAUUGAGAUGAGGAACCUGGAGGCCCCUUACCUCCUCCCUGAGCACAUCUUCAGAGAGAAGUGUCCGCUUCCAAAUUCUCUUGAGAAGGAAGAUCGGAGCCUGUAUUUCCAGACGGUCGACCUCGCGGAGUGCCUGGUCGGCCCAGGAUACAACGCUGAGCGUCUCUCAAUCCCCUACGUCCCCCAAGUGACAGAUGAAGACCGCUUCACCAGAAGAAAGAGUUUGGUUGACACCAUUUCUCUUCAAGUGGAUUUCCCUUCCGAUAGCCUACCAGACAAGUCACCGCUGGCUGAGGAGAUCACCUUCGAGACUCUGAAAAAGGCCAUUGAAACCACAGGGUUGGAGGAGCAGGAGAAGGAGAAGAGGCGCCAGGUCAUGGAGAAGUUCCAGAAGGCUCCAUUUGAGGAGAUUGCCGCCCACUGCGAGUCCAAGGCCAAUAUGUUACAUGACAGACUGGCGCAAAUCUUCGAGCUCACUAUCCGGCCCCCUCCCAGCCCCUCUGGAGUGGUGUCUAUCUCUGCGGGCCACGCUCAACACCAGUCUGUCCCUGUCUACGAGAUGAAGUUCCCCGACCUGUGUGUCUACUAGAUCAAAGACCACGCCUUGUACCCUCAACCCUAACCCUGACCACUAACCAUACCCAGACCUGUGUGUCUACUGGAGCAAAGACAACCACAUAGCCCUUACCCUAACCACUAACACAGUGUACCCUCAACCCUAACCACUAACCAUACUCAGACCUGUGUGUCUACUGGAGCAAAGACAACCACAUAGGCCUUACCCUAACCACUAACGCAGUGUACCCUCAACCCUAACCCAUUUCCUAACCCCUUCAGAUCUGCGUGUCUAUCAAAGCAAAAACAGUGGCAGGAUAGAACCACUAAAACCCUAUAUCCUCAACCCUACCCCCUAAGUCUGCUCCUUAGCCCUAUACCAGAUAUGUCAGCUACAGCAAAGACUAGCUGCGGCACUAAGCCCUAAUACUAUAUUUCUUAACACUGCACAUUGUUCCUGCCCCUCCUCAGACUAAUGUGUCUAUUACCAGAUGAGAUGGCUGUAGUUUCCAGUCACACAGGCUACACAAACGUGAACGUGCGCGCACACACACAUUCGUAGUUAUAGUCUAAUCAAUUAGCUGUGGUGUGUUGGCUUAUACACUUGGAAAGUGGAGAUGUCAUAGAAUAUCGAAAAGUGAACAUUACUGGAGGCACCUUGUCGUUUCAAAGAUACCAUCGCGCUUGCUAGCAAAGAGAUUUGUGGUGGCUAAUUAACAGUAAAUAAGUGAAUUGUUUUGCCUCACAGUUAGCCAAGAGGCUUACUACCUAGCCAGCUAAACUUGUUUACAGUUAGUUAGCAAUCGUUUCAAAACUGUUUUGCUAGCAACAUAGUGCUGCCGUGUUAAUUAUAACCGGUCUCACAAAAUGUCUCUCCAGUUGUUUACAUUUGACCAUUGUGACGCACAUGCAUGUGUAUCCAUGCAUUUCUGUGCAUAUUAGAGAAAAGUAAUUUUAGCGGCCCCUGUGAUAAACCACAGUGCUGUAGAAAGCUAAUACCUUGUUGUUGUUUUUUAAAUGUCCCAAUUGAAUGAAAACCAAUUUGUAUAUGUUAAUCUGUGUGAAAGGACAAGGCGAAUUUCAGGUAGAACAUUGAGUGUCUUGGAAAUGUGUAAAUUCUAUUCUGGAUUAUUUGGGAAUAGACAUCUUGGUGGAUUGCGCAGGGUUCUUUGUUGCAGGUCCAUUAUGGCAGUGUUUCAAAAAUGUUUGAUAUGAGACCAGGCUAGUAACGUGGUAGUAACCCCCCCCCCGUUAUGUUAUGGUCUUGACUUGUGGUUCCUUCCAUAGGAAUCCAGUCACCACUGUUCAAAACCUACUGAAGUCAUGCCCUUCAGGACCUGUACUGAGGAAUGGUAUUGUCGACCAACUAACGCUAAUAGAAAAGCAAGCAGUCGGUUACUGAAGGCACCAUGUCAUUUAGUUGAUAUAUUGAUCGUUUAGGAUGAUAUGGCAGCCAAGUGCAUUCACCUUUUUUGGUGUUAAUUGAUGUGUUCAGGCAGUUGUACUGGACACUCCCUUCACCUCCGCGUAUCUUUUUCAUAGCACUUUCACAAUAUGGUACAAAAACAUUUCGUUCUUUUUAUCACACCGUCUUGACAAGAUUCGUGCGAAGGCUAUUAAGUCGUCUUUUUCUUCUCGACCCCUCUCACCGAUGCCGAGCACAAUACAAGUAUUCUAACGCAAUGGACUUUGGAUAGUUGCAUCUAUUUUCUCGUAAGGCAUUUAACAUGAACAGUUAGAGAUUUUUCAUUGUUGAUGAUCACAUUUCAAAUCUCUGUCGUUUCUCUUUCCAGUAAUUUGAUAUGACGUGUUGGUUUGAUAUCACAAUGCGUCAAAUAACUAUAGAUACAGUAUAUACAAUGUUAUGCUUAUUGCUAUAGGCCAGAUGUUUAUGUGCAGUAUAAUUGGUAUUGUUCACAUGGGUUUCAUAGCUUGCAGCUAGCUUCCUGUGGAUAUGUGUCAUGAUGAUUUGUCUUGAUUUAGUAUUGAUUGUUAUUUAGAGUAUGUGGGCAAAUAUAAUCGAGAGGGUUCACCAAUAUCGUUUCCCAACUUACCUGGCAGGACAAGAUCUGUCAUAACUCUGUUGGCCAUCUAGAAUACCAAAACACUUUCAUCUUUACCAAAGAAUCCAUUUGCCACGGCCCCCCACCCGUCCCCUCCCUCCCUCUAACGUCUUAAUAACGAUGUCACUCAACAUUUUGUUUCCGAGGGAACCAAAUAUCUGUCUGUGUGCUGUUUGGCGCUCGCCACUGGGCUGUUUCAUAACCCAGGUUGUUAUCUUACUUUACUAUUGUUACAUCCUGGCUUGGUGCGGGUGUCUCUCCUGUUUCCAGUGCUAUGGGAUGACGCAGACGUGCUGUGUGAAACGCUGCGUGAGUCAAGGAAAAAAGGUCCUCGAUUUGCGGUCGUCGGAUUAUAGCAGAUUAUUUUGGGAGGACCCAUCUAAGCAAAGGACCAUUCGGCGAAGGGGUGGGCGUAGUUCAGUCCGACAGAGGUUAGCGUCAGGGACGGAGUCUGCAGUCCUCCCAAACAAGACACUCUAAUAAUGAUUAUGAGGCUAUUUGAAAAGAGGCUUCAGCGAUAUAGGUGAUGUUGAGAUGGUUAAUAGUGUGGGGCUCAAGUUGAAGAACAGAGAGGCUAAAGUGAUGUUGGUUCUCAGUGAUGGCAUCCUGUUGUGCCUUCUGUAGCAGGAUAUUGCAGAACGUUGCUGUGGGUGGUUUUGUAUGUUCAAGGUGGUUUCAUGUUAAGCGGUAAAGUCUCGCUCAGCCAGGCUUUCAGUCUCAAGUAAACUGAGCCACUGAGAGACUUGAGUCCAGCUUGCGAGACUAGUGGAUCAAAAUUGGUUAGUAUAGUGAGGAAAGACGGCGGGCGAUUGUAAAUGGGAAUCACUAAGGCUUCUGAUAGCAGGGUUGGGGGAAUCGCUAAGGUGAUUGGGGGAAUCGCUAAGGUGAUUGGUGGACACUAGCUUCAUCCAUUUUUAAUUGGCUGGUGGCGGAAAAUGACCAUUUGGGAAGUAGCCUCUUUGAUUAUAUAUAUAUAUUUUUUUUACGUGGUAGCUAACGUGGUACUUUAUGACUCAGACCUAAGCCACUUGUGAAACAGAUAAAUAACACAUUCAGCACAGAUGAUUGGCCCUCAAACAUAGAUUUUUCCAAUUGUUUUUCAAUCGCGAUUGGGUUGUCGAGAUUGCUGCCUUAGCUAAGAAACCUUCGGGAAACUCACCCAAGAGCAACAUAAGUCAAUAAUGUUCGUCCAUAUCCAUUGUAGAAAGGAACAUUUUCAUUCUGUCUGAGACUUUUUUCUCAUUUUGACCUAAUAUGUAGAAAUGCCCCUAUUGAUGCAUAUAAUCUGAAGUCAUAUCAGAAAUGUGUAAUCUCAUUCAUGGCGAAGUGCAAUAUGUUUUCCUCUGUAUGAUUUAUAGGAUUGUUUUUCUUUUGCAACACGUACUGUCUUAUCUUGAACUGUGGUGUCACUUCAGAUAGCAUAUAGUACUAUGAGUUUAUCGAGAGGUUCAUUAUGAAAUAUCAAGUGUGUAUGUGUAACCUGUGGAAGUUAAGACAUGAGGAAUGUAGACCAUACAGCAUCAUUGACUGAGAUUGAGUGCCAGUCUGUUUUUUUUGCUGUCAUUCCGAAUUCCCUGUCACUCAUUGGCUUGACAAUGACUGCAAUGGAGUAGACAAGAGCACAAACAGGUCUGGGACUAGUCUAUCAUUUACUUUCUUUAUGCUGAAUUUGUCAAUAGUCUACUAUGGUAUGUUUUUUUUUUUUUAUAGAUAUUCAUCAUACGAGUGGCAUGUUGCCUGAUAGAAAAUGGGUUGGGAGCUAUAGUUCUUCUGUUUGUUGUUCAAAAUCAGCACUCCUCUUAACUUGAAACGGUGCGAUGGGAGACCACUGUUUUGGCUAAACCAGCCUUUUUUUUAAGUCUGAUGUAUUUUUGGUGUUUUGAGACGCCCCAGUGUGUGCUGGUUUUCCUUCUAAACAAAUCUACGAAAUCUUUUCCCGAAGGACAAAAUCCUGACAAAAGUUGGGUUAAUGCCAGAUACAAUUCAAUAUUCAAUAAGCAGCUCGAUUUAAGUCUUGUGUGGAUAAGGAGAUAAGUUUGCAUGAGAACCAGCAACCACAGGGGGGGUCUGAAGACCUGGUUUGACAAAGGCUUCGCUGUGGUGAAGAGGCUGCAGGGAUAUUGAGUCCAUUUUCUCUAUGUAUUACAAUGACGAGAUAGAGAAUAGUGAUUAUAGACUGAAAUUAACAAUUAACAAUCAUUUGAGCGACUGGUCAGCAAUGGCUACAAUUAAGCAUCAUUCUUAAAGCCCCAUGCAGUGUUUGUAAUUUAACAUCACUUUGUGUAAUAAAUAACUGUUUUUGUUGUUGUUGUUGUA